This is a messenger RNA of Prunus armeniaca (apricot), 732 nucleotides long. NCBI's taxonomy places the organism in Eukaryota, Viridiplantae, Streptophyta, Magnoliopsida, Rosales, Rosaceae. The record is from the annotation of a GenBank genome assembly.
AUGGCAGAAUUCACUCAUGAAAGCAUGGAAGAUCAAGAGGAAGAGAGUUUACACGAGGAAGUGUUAGAUUUUGCACCGGCAGCACUGGAUGAUUCUCUACUAGAAGUGGAAGAUUCUUUGCAGGAAAUAAACUUAGGGACAGAAGAAGAUUCAAGACCUACUUUCAUUAGUGUACUGUUAAAAGAACCACUCAGGAGUGAGAUCAUUACACUUUUGCAUGAGUUUGGAGAUUGUUUUGCUUGGCAUUACCAUGAGAUGCCUGGACUGGACAGAAAACUAGUAGAGCACAAGCUGCCAAUCAAAGAUGGCUACCUUCCAGUCAAACAAGCCAGAAGAAGAAUGUCUAUGGACACAGAACUGAAGGUCAAAGAAGAAAUAGAAAGAUUGCUCAAGGUAGGAUUCAUCAGACCAGCCAUUUAUGCUGAUUGGCUAGCCAAUAUUGUACCGGUUCUGAAAAGAAAAACAGGGGCAGUUAGAAUUUGUGUGGACUACAAAAAUCUGAAUGAAGCGUCUCCUAAGGAUGAAUAUCCUAUGCCAAUGGCAGAUAUGCUAGUAGAUGGAGUUGCUCAUAACCAGAUGCUAUCCUUCAUAUAUGGUAAUGCAGGUUAUAAUCAGAUUAUGGUGGCAGAAGAAGACAUCCACAAGACAGCUUUCAUGUGCCCAGGACAUAUAGGUGCUUUUGAAUAUACUGUAAUGCCUUUUGGCCUAAGAAAUGCAGGAGCCACUUAUUAA